UCACUAUUUGAUAUUCAAUUAUUUCAAGAACUAUGUGCAACGUAGUCAUAACAAUUUGCUUAUAAAUAAAGGCAAAUCUUUGGUCAUUUUCAAAACAAAAAACUAAAUCAUACAUUUGUUGUGAAGAUCAUCAUGAAAUCUACAUGUGCCAUUGUUGUUGUCCUCUCACUAAUUCUACUGUUUUUAUGUGAGAGUAUUGAAUCAAGAAAGGAUCCAGCAGGAGAAUACUGGAGAUCUGUGAUGAAAGAACAGCCGAUGCCAAAGGCGAUUGGAGGCCUUAUUGGUCUCGAUGGUAACUCGGAUUAUUACUCCACACCAAAAAUUUCCAACCAAAAAACCAAAUGUUCCGAUCAUAAAAAUACAUUAAACACUUUCACUAAAGACUUUGAACCUGUACCCCAUGUUACCUCCUAUCCUGAGAAUGAGGUUAAGUCAUCAGAAAAAAAAUUGUUUACCAAAGACUUUGAACCUGUGCCUAAUAUUAGUUCAUAUCCUGACAGUGAUGAGCUUAGAUCAUCAGUCAAAUCAAUGUUUACCAAAGAUUUUGAACCUGUGCCUAAUGUCAGUUCAUAUCCUGACAAUAAUGAGGUUAAAUCAUUAUUUACUAAAGAUUUUGAACCUGUGCCUAAUGUUAGUUCAUAUCCUGACAACAAUGAGGCUAAAUCAUCAGUAAAAUCUUUAUUUACUAAAGAUUUUGAACCUGUGCCUAAUAUUAGUUCAUAUCCUGAUAGCAACGAGGUUAAAUCAUCAGUAAAAUCAUUGUUUACUAAAGAUUUUGAACCUGUGCCUAAUAUUAGUUCAUAUCCUGACAACAACGAGGUUAAAUCAUUAUUUACUAAAGAUUUUGAACCUGAACCUCAUGCUACUGCUUAUCCUAAUGACGAAAUUGAAUCACCAGUAAAAACUUUAUUUAGUAAAGACUUUGAGCCACAAAGAGGUGACGUCACAGCUUACCAUGGGAAUACUUAUGUGAAUCAGAAAUUAUUUGCAGAAGAUUUUGAACCUACCCCACAUGUUACAACUUACAGCGAGUGAAAGGCAUCCUUGAUCUUAAGUCCACCACUAUAGCCUAUUCAAGGUUGAAAUUAUACUAUAUGGGUGUCUACUUAUGUUAAUUUAUGCUUGUAAUAGUAAGUUGAAUAAAUAAAAUUUGUCUCCCUUGGGCUAUAAUUUUUCUAGA
Cannabis sativa is the source of this 1180-nucleotide messenger RNA. Its product is annotated as organ-specific protein S2. The coding region runs from base 133 to 1035 and encodes 300 amino acids. The record is from RefSeq and is a predicted model, not a curated record. The transcript is spliced from 2 exons. Lineage: Eukaryota; Viridiplantae; Streptophyta; Magnoliopsida; Rosales; Cannabaceae.